Messenger RNA from Camelina sativa (false flax), 828 nucleotides. RefSeq names its product plastocyanin major isoform, chloroplastic. NCBI's taxonomy places the organism in Eukaryota, Viridiplantae, Streptophyta, Magnoliopsida, Brassicales, Brassicaceae. The record is from RefSeq and is a predicted model, not a curated record. Gene Ontology annotation, cellular component: chloroplast thylakoid lumen. Gene Ontology annotation, molecular function: copper ion binding.
UCCUAUCUCACUUCUCUCUCUCACCACAUAAAACUCACAAUUCUCUCAAUCGAACUCAAAGAAUAACAUACAGAAAGAAAAAAAACCCUUAUCUCAUCACACAAAAGAAUCUCUUUUCUUCAUUAUGGCCUCAGUAACCUCAGCCACCGUCGCGAUCCCAUCUUUCACCGGCCUUAAAGCCUCAACCAUCAAACCCUCCGCCUCCGUCAGAAUCAACACCGCUGUUGCUGCGUCACGGAAGCUCACAGUGAAGUCAUCUCUAAAGGACUUCGGAGUGGCGGCCGUAGCCGCUGCAGCUUCAAUUGCUUUGGCUGGAAACGCCAUGGCGAUAGAGGUUCUCUUGGGAGGAGGAGAUGGGUCAUUAGCUUUUAUUCCCAACGACUUCUCUAUCUCCAAAGGAGAGAAGAUCGUGUUCAAGAACAAUGCUGGGUUCCCGCACAACGUUGUGUUCGAUGAGGACGAGAUCCCAAGUGGCGUCGACGUGGCCAAGAUCUCGAUGAGCGAGGAAGCUCUCCUUAACGCUCCCGGAGAGACCUACGAGGUUUCUUUGACCGAGCCUGGAACUUACAGUUUCUACUGUGCGCCACACCAGGGUGCUGGUAUGGUCGGUAAAGUCACCGUUAACUAAAAUUUGUGUGUGAGUAAGCGAGGGAGUCUCGGACUCAACUAGAGGCUUUUCUUUCACAUUCUUACAUUAUUACAUUAUGUGGUUUUUGUAAUUUUAAAGAGUGUUGAAUCGAAUGGAUCGUGGUUGUUGUAAUGUGACUGGUUCCAUAAAAUUGCUUUUUGUUGGUUAAUAAUUAAAUCAUAUGUAGUUUAUGUUUUGUC